This is a messenger RNA of Rosa rugosa (rugosa rose), 994 nucleotides long. RefSeq names its product coatomer subunit zeta-2-like. The coding region runs from base 82 to 615 and encodes 177 amino acids. Lineage: Eukaryota; Viridiplantae; Streptophyta; Magnoliopsida; Rosales; Rosaceae. Gene Ontology annotation, biological process: intracellular protein transport; intra-Golgi vesicle-mediated transport; retrograde vesicle-mediated transport, Golgi to endoplasmic reticulum. Gene Ontology annotation, cellular component: COPI vesicle coat. The record is from RefSeq and is a predicted model, not a curated record. The transcript has a single exon.
AGUUUGCAGCUGAAACGUGAUCAAGUACAGUUUCCACUUCGUCUUCUUCGUUUCUCAGAGAAAACUGUUUCUCCGAACAAAAUGGAGUCAUGCCCUACCAUAAAGAACAUCCUCCUCCUAGAUUCUGAAGGAAAACGUAUAGCUGUCAAGUAUUAUUCAGAGGACUGGCCAAUGAAUAGUGCAAAAGAAGCUUUUGAGAAAACCGUUUUCACUAAAACUCAAAAGACAAAUGCGCGGACAGAAGCUGAGAUAGCAAUGUUUGAGAACAGCAUAGUAGUUUACAAGUUUGUUCAAGACCUUCACUUUUUUGUUACCGGGGGUGAUAAUGAAAAUGAGCUCAUUUUAGCCACAGUUCUUCAGGGAUUUUUUGAUGCAGUUGGAAUUCUCCUCAGAGGCAAUGUGGACAAAAAGGAGGCACUUGAGAAUUUGGACCUCAUUCUACUAUGCCUUGAUGAAAUUGUUGAUGGCGGCAUUGUUCUUGAGACCGAUUCAAAUGUUAUAGCAAGUAAGGUUGCGAGUCAUAGUAUUGAUUCUGGAGCUCCGUUAUCUGAGCAGACAAUAGGCCAAGCACUUGCUACUGCACGUGAACAUUUUGCAAGAUCUCUUCUUAAGUGAGUGGAUGAAAGGAGAAGCCUGGAAAGAACAUCAGUCUAAUAUUUUCUUAUCCAUUAGGUGUACUGGCUUAUAGUAUCGCAUUUGCUAAAAUUGUGUACUGUCAGAAUUUAUCACUUCCUGCUGAAUUCAUCUCCUCUUAUAGAACUCAAACGAUUUAGACAUCAAAAAAAAAAAAAAACCAUUCAACUUCUAUGAUAGAUGGUAAAUCACUGAAAUUUCUAGUAUAGGAAAUUUUUCAAGCUUACAACCAGUUGUCUCAUACUAUAUAUCCAGCAAGAAACCAGACUUGGUAAUUUUCUAGUGAUUCCAUAUAUAGAGCUAGUAAUAUAUUUUCUGUUCUUUUUCAUUUAAAGUUACUGAUACUAGCAUCUAGAGAUUU